Molecule: messenger RNA, 1749 nt
Organism: Ichthyophthirius multifiliis
Lineage: Eukaryota; Ciliophora; Oligohymenophorea; Hymenostomatida
Product: protein phosphatase 2 catalytic alpha isoform, putative
Exons: 8
Biological process (GO): mitotic cell cycle; peptidyl-serine dephosphorylation
Cellular component (GO): cytosol
Molecular function (GO): protein binding; protein serine/threonine phosphatase activity
Source: RefSeq, a predicted model, not a curated record
AUGAUGCAAAAUGAGACUGAUUCUAAAGCUUUAAUGAAAUUAUUUCGAUUAAUAGCUAAUUUAUUGACUGUGCAAGAUAUAGGAAACGAUUUAUGUUCAAAAAAAACAAUGUAUUACUAAGAUUUAUUAAAAAAGUCAAAACUUGUUUUGUAGAAAUAUAAUAACUUUAGUUAAAAUAAAGAAAUGAUUGAAUGUGUUUUAUGUUGUUUGGCUAAUGUGACUUUUUAUGAUAAAUUAGUUAUUGUUUAGAAUGAUUUUGAGUUUAAGAAUUUAAAAAACGAUAUUUUGGCUAUUAUUUCUGGGUUUAUAAUGUAAACAGAAUAAGAAGAUAUUUGUUGCGAAGCUUUGAGAAUUUUAAGUAAUUUAAGUAGAUGUAAAGAAUUAAUCAAAUAAAUUAUUAAAUAUAAAAUUAUUGAUGCUUUGGUUAUUUUACUUGAAUCAAAUUAGAAAGAAAUUGUAUAUUAUGCUAUUGGAAGUUUAAUUAAUUUAACCAAUAAUGAUGAUAUAAAGAGAUAAAUGGAUAAUUAAGUUAUGGAAAGCCUUUUGUAAAUUGUCUAAGAUUGUAAUAUAGAUGAUAAUGAUUUAAUUUCUGUGUCUUUAAAGUGUAUAGGAAACAUAAUGGAAAACAAUAAUAAACUUUAGUAAGAUUUUACUUAAAGAAUCGAAAAUAUUCUAAUGUAAUAUGGGGAAUAAUGUGAUACUGCUAUCUCGAAAUCAUAUAGAUAAGAAGAAACUAAUGAAAUUACAUAAGUUUUUGAAUUGAGAAAUUUAAUUAAUUAGAUACUUAAUAAUAUGCCUGAGGAGAUGUAUAUUUGUUUAGUUCCAAAAAACAUGAGCAAAUUAAACAAUCAAGAAAUUCAAAAUUUAGAUUUAUACAUCGACCAACUUUACGAAGGCAAACAAAUAGGCGAGUAAGAAGUAAAAUUUUUAUGUGAAAAAGCCCAAGAAAUCCUCCGUUUAGAAUCCAAUGUACAACCAGUAAAAAGUCCAAUUACAAUAUGCGGUGAUAUACAUGGAUAAUUUCACGAUUUAAUGGAAUUAUUUAAGAUAGGAGGUAAAAUUCCUGACACAAACUACCUUUUUUUAGGCGAUUAUGUAGAUAGAGGUUAUUAUUCAGUCGAAUGUGUAUCUUUAUUAACCGCUUUAAAAGUAAGAUAUAAAGAUAGAAUUACUCUCUUGAGAGGAAAUCAUGAAUCAAGAUAAAUUACUUAAGUAUAUGGGUUUUAUGAUGAAUGCUUAAGAAAAUACGGAAAUGCGAAUGUUUGGAAAUACUUCACUGAUCUCUUUGAUUUUUUACCAUUAACAGCAUUAGUUGAAGGGCAAAUUUUCGGAUUGCAUGGAGGACUAUCUCCUAAUAUAAAAUCUUUAGAUGAAAUUCGAUAAUUAGAUAGAGUUUAGGAAAUUCCACAUGAAGGCAUUUUUUUAUAAAAUAAAUAUAUAUAAGACCUAUGUGUGAUCUUUUAUGGAGUGAUCCUGAUAGUAGAAGUGGGUUUAAUUAAAGUCCUAGGGGAGCAGGAUUUACUUUUGGAUAAGAUAUCACAUUAACUUGUUAUGGAAGGCUAUGAAUAAACUCAUGAUAAGAAAGUUGUAACUCUUUUUUCAGCACCGAAUUAUUGCUAUAGAUGUGGAAAUUAGGCAGCUAUAAUUGAAGUUGAUGAAAAUAUGAAUAUGACUUAUUUAUAAUUUGAUCCAGCUCCUAGAAGAGGGGAAGUACAUAUAACUAAGAAAACACCAGAUUAUUUUUUAUGA